This is a messenger RNA of Acanthochromis polyacanthus (spiny chromis), 2366 nucleotides long. It is a transcript of the gene armc7, whose product is annotated as armadillo repeat containing 7. The coding region runs from base 863 to 1438 and encodes 191 amino acids. The record is from RefSeq and is a predicted model, not a curated record. The transcript has 4 exons. NCBI's taxonomy places the organism in Eukaryota, Metazoa, Chordata, Actinopteri, Pomacentridae.
UAGUGCAGAGGGGGAGUGGACUGUUCAGCCCUUAAAUAGCGAGUCUGCAUCGAUGCUCACUCUGGACAACUUUUUCAGGAAGUGCAACGUCGAAAUGGAGGAGGAAGCAACAUUGAUUUGAGUUCCACAUGCGUCCAUUAUUUCUCCCACGCCUUUUUCACACUGACAGAACAUCACAAAAAGAGUGAUGUAAAAAGAUAAAUCAAAAGAAACAAAUCUUCUUCUCUGCUGACGUUUGAUUUAAUUGUGCACCCCCUGACACCUUAAAAUUUGAACACAACUGACAGAAUUCAUUUAUUCAUUCAUUUGUUGGAUUUGAAAUGCCAGAUAAUAGGAUUGGAAAAAAUAUGAGUGAAAAAAAGUGGGAUGCUUUCGUCUUCUGGAAGCAGCAGCGAUCCUUGUUAGUUGCAACCUGUGCCACAGCGCUACAGCCAUGACAGUAGGCGUCUUUCUGUUACCAUGGCGAUGACGUCUUCCGUUUUCCGGUGAGGCGACAGGGCGUCCCAUUCCUGACGAUCGUAUUUAUACCCUCCCCCUUCAAUAAUAGGUGCCCUCCACGGCUGCGAGUGUGACUUCUUUUGGAGUGACACUCGGUAGUGGAGGGGGAGUGUGUAGGGGGCGGUUUGGGAUUCAGCCAGAGAAAGUUGAAAACCACGUUCUGAUACCUGAAAUUUUCACACGAAGAACGCCUGAACACAUAUUAAGCGGAACUGUAGAUUUACCCGUGUAGGUUCACGGACAUAUUUUAGCGACGGACCAAACAGGGAAGCGAGUGAAAAACAUCGGCUGAUUUGUUUACCCGCUUGUUGGUUUGUGUUUUGAACAGAGGGGUUGAAGUUAAGAGCAAAACUGAGGCUGGAAGAUGUGGAGAAGAAGCUCCGCUGAAAGCUCCGACCGGUUUGAAUAUUUACAGACUUUGGUGACGGAGUUUCAGGACACCGACAGCGAAGAGGCGAAGGAGCAGGUUCUGGCUAAUCUCGCCAACUUCGCUUAUGACCCAAAGAACAUGGAUUAUCUGAAGGAGCUGCAGGUGGCCGAUCUCUUCCUGGACAUGCUGACUGAGGACAACGAGAACUUUGUGGAGUUCGGGUUGGGCGGGCUGUGUAACCUCAGCAUGGACCCUGAGUGCAGAGACGUGAUCCUGCAGAGCGACGGCAUCAACUUGGUCACAAACUGCCUGUCCAGCCAGAGAGAAGAGACGGUUCUGUCGGCCGUCACCACCCUCAUGAACCUCGUCACGCCGUCGUCUCACUCCCAGAUCACCCAUCCGUCCAUCCUGCAGUGCAUGCUGCGCUUCUCCCUCUCAGAAAGCCCUCGACUUCGGAACCUGGCCGCCGUCUUCCUGCAGGACUGCUGCAGCGAGGAGCAGGUGAGCCGAGCCCAGCAGCAGAUGGAGGUCCAGCAGACGGCGGUCGGAAUCCCGCUGCCGAAGGACUGAACCACGGAGAGCAGCUGCUGCAUUACAGUCGACUCCAUCGGCCAGCCGGAUGCAGGCGCAGAUCUCCUCCCCCAUACGAGGAUCCUGAACGCCGACCACCUGCAGGACAGAAAGCAGAGAGUUAGUGGAUUAAAGAAGAAAAAACUAAAGUCAUGAGGAGAAAACAGGUGCACAGAGGCCACGAUAAAAGCCAGAUGUGGACACUGACGCGCUCUGCACUAAAAUAUGAAACGUUUAAUGAUUUUAUUCAUACUUUUUUCUUGCAUUUUUUUCUUAUUUUUUUUUUGCAUAGUCAUUUAAUUUUUUUGUACAAAUGAGUAGCUUUCAUCCUGUAAAACCCACUACUGCAGAAAUACAUCAGUUAAAUUUUUUAUUAUUAUAAAAAUAUAAUAAUUUUAUUAUAUAUUUUAUGUGGGGAAAAAAGAGCACAAAAUAAAUAAAAUAUUUUCUAUAUAUUUUACAAAUAUAUAUGCAUAUAUAUAUAUAUAUAUAUAUUAAAUUAAAAUUAUUUAUUUCUUUUUUGCUAUUUUUUUCUUUGUACAUUAUAUUUAAUAUACAUAUAUACACAUAAUUUUUAGUUUUAUUAAUUUUUUACAAUUUUUUUGCUAUAUUUGGGUUUAUAUAAUUUUUUUAUUUAUUUUCCAUGUAUGUAUUUAUGUAUUAUGCUUUAUAUAUAUAUAUUUUUUAAAUGUAUAGAACUUUAGUUUGAGUUUCAGUUUGAUCUUAAAAUCAGCAAAGUUUGUAAAUUAUUCUUGUGCAGCUGGUUAAAGCUGCAACUUUUUAAUUUUUAAAAAAAUAAUAUUUCCUGUUCUUUCUUAGCAGCAGGAAUAUCAUUUUGUGCCGAUCUGUCUUUAAAGUUCAGACGCUGUGUGUGAAUGUAUGAUAAUAAUUCAUCUUGAACAUACAAUAAAACAGAAUCCUGUUUUGA